CCGCGUACUUAUUAUGAACACGCUGAAUGACCAUCGUUAUGAACCGCUGUCAUGGCCGAAUUGACUCCUGAACAGCUUGAAACUCUGCCUGAUGAGAUGCGCAUUUUCACAAUCCAGAAGGCAAUUGAGUCUUCCGGCCCACGACUCGGUCGUUUAAGCCUUGCUGGAAGAAAAGUUUUGGAGACGCCGAAUUACUUGGGGAAUGCAUCGAGAGGGGUUAUCCCUCAUCUGUCUCCAGAUAACUUCCGCAGACAUACAAACGUAUCUGGAGUCUACCUUUCGCUAGAAGACUUUAUAGAGAAGAUACCGCGUGACGUUCCUCCAAUAUACAACCAAGAUGCCGCUCCCAACGAGUCUGCGCUCAAGCGGUUUAUAUGCCUUCCUGAGGAUAACAUUGCCGUCCUCGGCGCUCGUCGAUACACGCCCGUAGUUGGAUCCGCACACAACACCGAUACUAGCAUAUCAAUAUGCGCCUCUGUCGGCUUCCGAAGCCUACCCGUACAGGACUAUAUUACAGCCACGCUGAAGCUGUGUCCGGAUAUCGCUAUAUGCCUCGCCGACGUCGUGUAUGACCAUAACCCGAGCAGACGACGGAUGGAGAAAGUGUCAGACCGUACUUUCUCCUGGGUCACGAAGAUGAUCGAGCAGUUGAACCGUCCGGAGGUUCAGGAGAGCCGCCCGACGCUGUUUGCGCCUAUCCCGCCGGUCCCGAUCGGGCGUCAAUGGGCGUAUAUCGACAAACUCUCCGAAGAACUGAAGGAUGAGAUAUCGGGAUUGGCGAUAUAUGACGCCGAAGCGAUUGGUAAUUUGCCAGAGCCGUUGACUCUGCUCCCGCGACUAUCCAUGUCGCCUUUGACAAGUCCAAACCAGCUACUACAACAAAUCGCUUCAGGAUAUGACGUCUUCAUCGUUCCAUUCAUCAACCUUGCCUCCGACGCGGGGAUAGCGUUAACCUUCCAGUUCCCACCCCCUGCAACUACUUCUGUGGACACUCGGUCAAGUCCGGUAGAAUUGGGACUCAACCUUUGGGAUAAGGUCUAUGAAGCGGAUGUUUCGGCCGUGAUGGAGGGUUGCUCUUGUCAUUGUUGCACAUCCCACCAUCGAGCAUUCUUGCAGCACCUCCUAAACGCCAGAGAAAUGCUGGCCUGGGUCCUAUUGCAGAUGCAUAACCAUCAUGUGAUGGACAACUUCUUUGCCAGAGUGAGGAAGAGCAUCGCAGAUGGGACAUUCGAGGAAGAUCGAUUGGCAUUUGAGAGAUAUUAUGUACCAGAUUUGCCGGAGCAAACAGGACUAGGUCCCAGGAUCCGGGGAUACCAGUUCAAGAGCGGCGAGGGGGAUCCAAAGGCGAACCCCGCGCCUUUCACGAUGCUCGAUGCUCAACGCGAGGGGUUGGCGGAGAGUGCGACUCCUGGUGACGUGCCGGACAGCGAGUUGAUCGAGCAUGGCUUCGCGGAAAAGACGGACAAAGCGAGCUGAUGAUGGUUGGGCUGUCUUGGAGAGUUUCAUGGGGAGUCUGGAAACUAACACCGAAGGAGUAGAAGUAAUUAAAUUCCCCGAUAGUUGCUUCUGAUUGAACUGAGCC
Molecule: messenger RNA, 1582 nt
Organism: Eremomyces bilateralis CBS 781.70
Lineage: Eukaryota; Fungi; Ascomycota; Dothideomycetes; Eremomycetales; Eremomycetaceae
Product: tRNA-guanine transglycosylase
Exons: 3
Coding region: 52-1476 (474 amino acids)
Molecular function (GO): tRNA-guanosine(34) queuine transglycosylase activity
Source: RefSeq, a predicted model, not a curated record